Molecule: messenger RNA, 2384 nt
Organism: Carlito syrichta (Philippine tarsier)
Lineage: Eukaryota; Metazoa; Chordata; Mammalia; Primates; Tarsiidae
Gene: ENTR1
Product: serologically defined colon cancer antigen 3
Exons: 10
Coding region: 188-1501 (437 amino acids)
Biological process (GO): regulation of cytokinesis; positive regulation of cilium assembly; positive regulation of protein localization to cilium
Cellular component (GO): centrosome; early endosome; midbody
Source: RefSeq, a predicted model, not a curated record
GCGGCGUUCGGGAGCGCGCUUCCGGUGCUCGGAGCGGAAGCAGCCGCGGCAAGAGGCUCGGAGCGGCGGCGGCGGCCGAGCUGCGGGCGUCCGGGGCGGGCGAGCUGGACCGCGGCCCGGCCGUAACCGGGACCAUGGAGCCGGCGCUGCCGGGCUAGGCAGUUCCGGCCGUGCCGGACCCGCGGCGAUGUCGGGCUACUUGCGCCGCCCAGGCGCCACCCCGCUGUCCCGAGCCCGGAGCCUCGUCAUUCCGGACGCUCCUGCGUUCUAUGAGCGCCGGUCUUGUCUCCCCCAGCUAGACUGUGAGCGCCCCCAUGGCGGGGACCUGGAUUCCCACUUCUUCGGCAUUCGGCCGACCUUUAUGUGUUAUGUGCCCAGUCCGGUGCUAGCUUCCGUGGGAGACACAGAUUUUGGCUAUGGAAAGGGGAAAUGUACUAAACAAGGUCCAUCAGGAGCCCAGGAGACACGUUUUGGAGAUGACAAGCUUGGAGAUCUUGAAGAGGCAAAUCCAUUCUCCUUUAAAGAGUUUCUGAAAACUAAGAGUCUCGGCCUGUCCAACGAGAGCACGACCAGCAGGACUUACACAAAGGAAGCCUCGCGGCACUCCCUGGAACUUGACCACAGCCCCCCAACCUCCCAAGCUGUGGGCUAUGGCCUGGAAUACCAGCAGCCGUUUUUUGAAGACCCGACGGGAGCCGGCGACCUCCUGGACGAGGAGGAGGAUGAGGACACCGAUCCUGGCUGGACAGGGAUCUACCUACCAUCCGCCAUGGAGCAGACACACUCUGUCAGGGCCACUUCCAGCACUUCGCCCUGUGGCACGUACCUUUCCUUUUUCUCCACUCCAUCGGAGCUGGCGGGGCCUGAGUCUCUGCCUCCGUGGACACUGAGUGACACUGACUCCCGUGUGUCUCCGGCAUCUCCGGCAGGGAGUCCCAGCACAGACUUUGCGGGUCAUGGAGAGUCCCUGGGAGACAGGCAUCUUCGGACGCUGCAGAUAAGUUAUGAAGCACUGAAGGAUGAGAAUUCUAAGCUAAGAAGAAAGCUGAAUGAGGUUCAGAGCUUCUCUGAAACUCAAACAGAAAUGGUGAGGACCCUCGAGCGGAAGUUGGAAGCCAAGAUGAUUAAGGAAGAAAGUGACUUCCAUGAUUUGGAGUCGGUGGUGCAGCAAGUAGAACAGAACCUCGAGCUGAUGACGAAACGGGCUGUAAAGGCAGAAAAUCACGUCAUGAAACUGAAACAGGAAAUAAACCUGCUCCAGGCGCAGGUCUCCAACUUCAAGCGCGAGAAUGAGACCCUGCGCUCAGGCCAGGGUGCCAGCCUGACGGUGGUAAAGCAGAACACUGAUGUGGCCUUGCAGAACCUCCGUGUUGUCAUGAACAGCGCACAGGCAUCCAUCAAGCAGCUGGUUUCCGGAGCUGAAACGCUGAACCUUGUUGCUGAAAUCCUUAAGUCUAUAGACAGAAUUUCCGAAAUCAAAGAUGAGGAGGAGGACUCCUGAGGCCCGCGGGCUUGCGCCCUGCUGGAGUCCUGUGCACUCGGAGGUCGCCACACUUCAUGUGAACGUGCAGUUGUGUCUUAACAUAUGCCGUCUUCACCCAGAGUAAAGUAUUUAUCGUGAGAUACUAAUGUCAUGACCAGAAACAAUAUCCUUGGCUACCCACAGUGGGAGCGGCUCCUUCCCUGAGGCAUAUCUCCCGGUCCCAUGCGGCCUUGCUGAUGGGAUUCCUCUUUCAUAGAUACUCAUGACCUGUUGGAAGGAAUUUUUAUAAAAGCCAGCGAUUUUUUAAAAAAUGAUCAAACAUGAAAACAUCAGUUCUCUAAUAAGUGCUUUCCACGAUCAUCCCAGAACAUCACUUGCAAGCCAAGUACAGUUGAUCGUCCUUGGUUUCAUAGGUAGAAAACACUAAGCCAUCACAGUAGUGAUGGAUUCAGCAGGACGCGUGCCUUUUUCCUGUCACUAAAGUGCCCCUCUAGCUCCAGGUCACUCUUAGACCUUUGCAGGGUGGUUCCUGUGGUCUAUGGCCCAUUCUCCCACCAGGACCCACAGGACCUGAGUCACACAUUCCAUGAUGUGAAGCUGUCUGAUGUACCUCUGAGCGUUCAGAUUUGGAAAACUGUUUCUGACUGGGGUUUGUAUAUGUUUGAAGUAGCAUUUUGUACAAAUGAAGUUGAGAAUGUAGGAACUUCAAGUAUGUGCAGAGCCUCCUGGGGUGCAGAGGUCUCCGUGCUGCCUUCAAAUUGCCCUUCUGCGGAGGGAAGGGUGGGUGUAUACUAGAUGCCUUUCUGGCUGUUUCCUUGUAGUUGUUAUUUUUUUAAACUUUUUUCCCUUCUGCUCAGGUAGAUAGCUUUCUUGUUUAAAUAAACCCUGAAGUUCACGUGCA